Molecule: messenger RNA, 1312 nt
Organism: Capsicum annuum
Lineage: Eukaryota; Viridiplantae; Streptophyta; Magnoliopsida; Solanales; Solanaceae
Product: two-component response regulator ARR5
Exons: 5
Coding region: 242-1024 (260 amino acids)
Biological process (GO): cytokinin-activated signaling pathway; phosphorelay signal transduction system
Source: RefSeq, a predicted model, not a curated record
UUGUACCCAUGAACAAGACAGAGACAUUUAUAUCACACACACACUCUCCUCUCUUUUUAAUAUGUUCUCCAUUUCCUACUCCUCUUCUUAAUUUUCUUGGUAUUUUUUCCCCCAAAAUUCUAGAACAUUCAAUUUCCCACAUAUUUUCCCAAGAAAAAAACUGGGGUUUUCUCAUUUUACUAUAAUAUUUGUGGUUUUUGUUCCAUUUUUGUUGCAUUUAUUGUUAGUGUUGUGUACUAAAAUGGCAAGAAAUGGUGUAUUUUCACGGCGGCGUAAGGCGGAGAUGGUGGAGGAGUUGGGUGAGUUAAGGGAGAUUACUCAUGAGGUUCAUGUUCUUGCUGUUGAUGAUAGUCUUGUGGAUAGAAUUGUUAUUGAACGUCUCCUCAAAAUUACUUCUUGUAAAGUGACUACUGUGGAUAGUGGGAUGAGAGCAUUGAAGUAUCUUGGAUUGGACGGAGAAGAGAGUUCUGUUAGCAUUGAUGGUUUGAAGGUGGAUCUGAUAAUUACAGAUUAUUGUAUGCCUGGAAUGACUGGUUAUGAUUUGCUCAAAAAGAUUAAGGGCUCAUCUUUUAGGGAAAUUCCAGUUGUAAUCAUGUCUUCUGAAAAUGUUUUGGCUAGAAUUGACAGAUGUCUGGAAGAAGGCGCUGAAGAUUUCCUACUGAAGCCGGUGCAAUUGGCGGAUGUAAAACGUUUGAAGAGUUACAUGUUCAACGAGGAUCGAUUUAGAGGGGAAGAAAAAGGAAUGAACAAGAGAAAGUUGCCAGAAUCUUCGUCUGAUGAUUCAUCAACCCCAACUCUCUCACCUUCACCAUCUUUGUCGCCUUCACCAUCGCCCUCACCAUCACUUGACCUCUCAUCAACACCUUCACCACCAUCCACUUCCUCCCCGUCAUCCCCCAAAGUAUUUUUAUCCUCCCUUUGUACUGAUUCAUCUGUACAUUCCACCGAUUCUUCCAUGCCCUCUUCGCCAACAUCACCCGGUUCACCAUCAAGACGACUCAAAAUGAGCAGCCAAGAUUUGUGACGGUAUACAGUUUAUGUAUUUUACUUCCCUUUUUGCUACUUAUGGGGUCCUCGAACCCCCCUCCAUCAUCGCGGCACACAAUGUAGACAAACCAAUUGCCCCUUAGUACUAGCGAGGUUUUUUGUUGGCUUGUCACUUUUCGGACACAUGAUCGAUGAUAUCGUUUAAUCACACAAGGUUGACAAAUAUUUGUUCAAAUGGCUCAACAUUUUCUUGAAUUUAAUCUAUUUACCUAUUUUUACAUAAAUGUAUUUGGCAGUAGUAGUAUUAAUGUAUCCAAUUCAAUGA